Macrobrachium nipponense is the source of this 1721-nucleotide messenger RNA. Its product is annotated as aldehyde dehydrogenase X, mitochondrial-like. Gene Ontology annotation, molecular function: aldehyde dehydrogenase (NAD+) activity. Bases 151 to 1626 code for a protein of 491 amino acids. The record is from RefSeq and is a predicted model, not a curated record. The transcript is spliced from 13 exons. NCBI's taxonomy places the organism in Eukaryota, Metazoa, Arthropoda, Malacostraca, Decapoda, Palaemonidae.
CACUCCCUCCCUACCUACCCGACAGGGAGGAGGUCUUGGGUGAACGAUGUUGAACUGAAGAAGAUUCUUCUUCAGUCUGUCAGACUCUGCCGGCAUUAACUUGUCAGUCAUAAUUAGUGGCCAUUGAAGCACCGAAGACCGUUCGCAGUCAUGGCUAUUAGAAACCCAGAGAUCAAGUAUACCCAGCUUUUUAUCAACAAUGAAUUUGUCGAUGCUGUUGGGAAGAAGACCUUCCCAGUCAUUAAUCCAUCAACAGAGGAAGUUAUAUGCCAUGUUGCUGAAGGAGGAGAAGCUGAUGUCAACAAGGCUGUUAAAGCAGCCCGAGCAGCUUUCAGCUACGAUGCGCCAUGGCGAACCAUGGAUGCCUCAGAGCGAGCAUUGCUCAUGUUUAAGCUUUGUGAUCUCCUUGAACGUGAUAUAAACUACCUAGCAAGCUUAGAUACCUUGGACAAUGGCAAGCCCUUUACAGAGUCUCUGGGGGAUUUAGACUACAGCAUCAAGACUAUUCGUUACUAUGCUGGCUGGUGUGACAAGAUUCAUGGAACAACCGUUCCUUGUGAUGGCCCCUACAUGUGCAUGACACGUCGUGAGCCAGUGGGUGUUGUUGGACAAAUUAUUCCUUGGAACUAUCCUGCCAUGAUGUUGGCAUGGAAAUGGGGCCCUGCACUGGCUGCAGGUUGUACCAUUGUCCUCAAACCUGCAGAACUAACACCUUUGAGUGCCUUGUACAUUGCUGCCCUUGCAAAAGAGGCUGGAUUUCCACCAGGAGUUGUGAAUGUUGUGCCUGGCCUUGGUCAAGGAGCUGGCCAAGCAGUAACUCAUCAUCCUGACAUUGACAAGGUUGCUUUUACGGGUUCUACAGCAGUUGGAAGGAAAGUCAUGGGUGCUGCCAGUGCAUCCAAUUUGAAGAGAGUAACUAUGGAGCUUGGCGGGAAAAGUCCAAUUGUAGUUUGUGAAGACUGCGGUGAUCUAAAUGCAGCUGCUGAGUUGUGCCAUUCAGCUAUGUUCAAUAAUCAUGGACAGAAUUGCUGUGCUGGUUCUCGUACAUUCGUCCAUGCAUCCAUAUAUGAUGAGUUUAUUAAACUUGCUGUCCAGUUUGCUAAGAAGAGACCUGUAGGUGAUCCAUUCCAAGAAGGGAUUUUGCAGGGCCCACAGGUUAGCCAGUUGCAGAUGGAGAGAGUUUUAGGAUAUAUUGAGAAGGGUAAAGCUGAAGGAGCCACUCUGGCAUGUGGGGGGUCCCGGAAAGGAACAAAAGGCUAUUUCAUUGAACCUACUGUUUUCUGUGAUGUUGUAGAUGAUAUGACCAUUGCAAAGGAAGAGAUAUUUGGGCCAGUUCAAGUUAUUCUUAAGUACAGAACUCUUGAUGAAGUGAUUAAGCGUUCCAAUGAAACCGAGUAUGGCCUUGCUUCAGGUAUUAUUACCAAAGAUUUAGAUAAAGCUCUUAUGUAUGCACAAGCUGUACGUGCUGGCUCAGUUUGGAUUAAUUGUUACGACCUGUGCCUUCCGCAAACUCCAUUUGGAGGCUACAAGCAGUCUGGACAUGGCAGGGAACUAGGUGAAGAGGGUCUAGCAGAAUACUUGGAAACCAAGACCAUUUUGAUAAAGGUACCCCAUAAAAUGUCCUAAGUCUCCUGUACUGCAUGGGGGUUCCAUCCAAAUUAUGACCUCUUUAUUAAGAAGCUGGGUGAUCUUGGAUUUUUUAAUAAAGUAUAUUCAUGUAA